Messenger RNA from Linnemannia hyalina, 1929 nucleotides. NCBI's taxonomy places the organism in Eukaryota, Fungi, Mortierellomycota, Mortierellomycetes, Mortierellales, Mortierellaceae. The record is from the annotation of a GenBank genome assembly.
AUGAAGCGACACGCUCUUCCGUCGUCCGUACAUCGGGACACAUCUCCCCCAGAGGAGGACACGGACUCUCUCACAAGCAUCGUCUCCAAGCUCGUCAAGGCGGCCAUGCGCGGCAAGAAGGAUCCAGAUGAUUAUGGCGACGACCUUGACAAGUACGUCGCCGACAUGCUCGUCCGCUCCGAUACCGACAAGAAACAAUCACAGCUCCUACAACGAAUCCAGAAGCAGCAGGAGGAAAUGGUUAACAAGGCCUACCUACCCUCAGGAACAAUCGUCGACCGAGCCAACAGCAACGGGCUAAAGACCAACAAACGCUUUCUAUCUUCGAUUAUCAAGAGCACUGACGACCAUAAUCAGGCGCUUAUCCGGGCAGAGGAGAAGCGGGCGAAUGAGAUGACAAAGGAGUUGUUGGCGGAGCUGGAUAAGAAGGCGGUGGCGCGGGAGAGGGUCCAGAAUAAGGAGAAGAGGGCGCAGGAGAUUGCAUAUGAGUUUCUGGCUGAGAUGGAUAAGAAGGCUGCCGCACGGGGGAAGAAGACGGAGACUUUCAACAAGACCAACAUCAAUACCGUCACCAACAAUAAGGAAAACAGCGACGGCAACAAAAAGUUCCAGUAUGGACGCAUGCGGAUGGACGAGAUUGAGGACACGUCGCGUCGGAAGCCACACAGCCAUCACCGCCAACGGUCGACCUCCAGAUCAGCGUCGCCAUACAGCUCCGCGUCCAGGUCCCCAUCCCGGUCUCCGUCUCCGUCUCGGUCACGGUCCCGGCCCAAGUCAGCAACAAAGUCCACCACCAGAUCAAGGUCACCAACAACUACGACGUCCAGCAGGAAAAGAAGUUCAACAGCAACCACAACAACAGCCGCAGCACAUUCAACAACAACGCGAGAUCGUCGCCGUGACUUGGAACCACGCGACAAUGGCUCAUCUUCAGGAUCAGUUCUAGGCUCCAAAAUGGACAAGUACUUUCAGGAAGGAUACGAUCCUCUCUUGGAUACCUAUUCUGGCGACGACGCCCUCGUCUCGGUAGUCAAAGACAAGGCCAAGAAGAAGGAGAAGAAGGAGAAGAAGGACACGAAGGACAGGAAGAAGAAGAGAAGCAAGCGGGAGAAGGAGAAGAAGGAUCGGAAGAGACACCGCCACAACAGCGACCGUGACUAUACCGAGAGUGAGGAUGAGUCGAGGAGGUCGAGCAGGAAGCGGAAACACAAGAGCAGCAGCAGCACUCACAAGGAUGACAAGGAGAGCAGAUCGCGUCUUUCAAACUCGUCGUCUUCAAAGAAGAAGUCGAGGCGUCGUCGUGACUCGGACUCAGACUCAGACUCGGACUCGGACGGCUACUACUCCUUGGACGACAAGCACGACCGCUCGAGGGAAAAGUCGCGCCACCACCGGCCGAGCUCCCAUCACACCUCGUCCUCCAAGAAGAGCAGUUCAAGCACAAAGAAACGGCACAGUGACGACAAGGUCGACAAGCACGGAAACUCGACCAAGAAGAGCAGCAGCAGUAGUAGGAGUAGCAAAAGACGACGAAGAGACGACACGCCGAGCAGCAGCGAGAGGUCAAGGUCAAGGUCAAGGUCUGACUCGUACUCAGACUCGGAGGAUUCCGAUUCGCGCUCUCGUUCUCGUCGUCGGAGUCGUGGACGUCAAGAUUCUCGCAGCAGUAGGAAACGUAGGCGGAGCUCUAGUCGUUCCGACUCGUCGCGCUCACGGUCACGCUCACGGUCGCGGUCUUUGUCUUCGUACAGCAGGUCUGGUUCUAUGACUCCACCACCACCCUCUUCAUCAACAACCAACAACGGGAAAGGGAACGACAACAAUGCACCUGCGCCAAAGCCGAUCACGAGGGAGUGGGAUCUGCACAAGCUCAACAAAGACGCCAUUCAGUUUCAGCACUUUAAAAAGCUCCCCAAACGCCAGACGUGA